GCCGAUGCUUUAUUGAGAGUGUCGAUGAGAUUGAUAUUCUGGACCUCUUUUGUACUUUUACAGGCAUAUUUAUCCGUGCUCGCAUGCAUAUAUCCGUAUCGUGAUGAGCGUUAAUUUUGUGUUUGGCAGGCUGAAAAUAUGAUUGUCCGCUUUUGUAUGUCAUCGUGUUAUGGUUUUAUGUGCAUUGUAUCUUCUAUUGUGGCAUUGGUUAUAUGGCUUCAUGGAUUUAUAGAAGGGGUUGUUUUGUGCAGUUUGGUUUUGCCACCAAAUUGUCCACAUGAAUUUACCGAUAAAGUUGUUGCCUGUUGGUGUUAAUAACAUGUUCUGCAGCUGCUGAGCGCUCAGUGUUUUGGGCUAAUGAGUAAUGACCCUCCAAUUGUGUUCUAAUCUUUGGUAGAAAGAUUGGCAGUGAAGUUAUUUUGGAAGUGAGAAUUGAGAAAGAUGAGACGACCUGGAGAUUAUGCUGAUUCUGGUCCCAAUUCAUAUCCUGCCUCCCAGAUGCAGCAUAUGUCUGGUCAGAGGGUGGAACAUGAUUCUGGUCAGAGGAUGGAACAAGAUUCUGGCCAUUUCGCAGGAAUGCUGGAGGCCUUCACUCCUGAGAGAGAGCAGCCUUAUGUAGCACCAAAAGCAGAAGGACACUGGAGAUGGGAAAGAGAUGAAUCUAAAAACUCAAAUCCAGUACCAUCUCAAAUGUUCAAUGAAGGUCAAGGACGCGAUGCAUUGAGAUCUUUCUAUCUUGAUCAGAGGCCAGAUCAAAACUUGCUUUUAGAUAAACAGGGCAAUAAUGAUCUGAGAUCUUGGGCACGUGACGAAGAUAUGCAAAUUGGAUAUGAGGACAAACCUUUAUCUCUGACUUUUGAAGGGCUUGAGCAGAAAUUCCUUGAUGACAUUGCCAAACUAGCCAAAGAACAAAAUGAUGCUGAGGAUGCUGAAUACGCAAGACAUAGAGAGAGAAUAAAUGCAAUCAACGGCGAGUAUCAGGAACAACUAGCAUCACUGAGAGCCCAGCAUGCCAGUCGCAGAGAUGAGUUCUUGCGGAAGGAAACAGAUGCGCGACAGAAUCAAUACCAGCAAGCAAUCAGGGAUCACUACACUGACAGUGGUGUGGGACUUAGUGAUCGUCGGGGUCAUAAUGGCCUUGCCUCAGCAGCUGCUGCUGAAGCCCAUCGAGCCUAUAAUACAACUCAUUAUGAUUCUCACCGAGGGAGGGCUCGAUUUCUUGGGGGUGCUAGAGAUCGUGGGUUUGAGCCCAGAGGUUCAUACCCUGGAGGGCAUGGUUAUGAUACCGGUUCACGCUACUAUUGAUUUCUUCAGAUUAGAUUCUCUUUCCUACUUUCUCAUCUCCUGUUUCCUACCUGCCUGUUUCCUACCGCACAUUAAUGCUGUAAUUUCUGCUGAGUGCUGAAUCUUAUCGGCUCAGUUACCUGUUUCUUGUUUGAAAUGCCAAGUUUCUAUGGACCUUAGAAACUAUUUAUGUAAAAUUAUUAAGUCCUUGUUGAGGAUUGCAUGUAGAAUGGUGCUAAAAACCUUGAGAAGUGGUAACAAACUGGUUCUGGUAGUGAUCUUGAACUGUAGUUGAUAUGAUUCUUCUAAA
Molecule: messenger RNA, 1594 nt
Organism: Tripterygium wilfordii
Lineage: Eukaryota; Viridiplantae; Streptophyta; Magnoliopsida; Celastrales; Celastraceae
Exons: 4
Coding region: 442-1305 (287 amino acids)
Source: RefSeq, a predicted model, not a curated record